CUUUCCCAAAUAAACAUGUUCCGUCUGCGUGGGUUUCCUGUGGUAACCUACACGUCACAUGACGAGUUUCCCGCCACAUCUGAUCUUGCCGGGGUUCUUCGAUCAGUAGUUCUUUCACGUUGGUUCCUGUCUAGAAGAUUUACAAUCCCGAAAUUUACUACAAAAAUGCAGGCAUUUGAGCAGGAAAGUGAAUACGAAAAGCAAAGAAGACUUCGAAUCGAGGAGAAUCAGGCGUUGCUAAAGCAAUUAUUCCCACAAGGAGCUAAACAUUUUCUCGGUGCGACGAGCACCCCGCCAGCGAAGAGAAACCCCUCGCCGAAAUCAAAGCGAGCCUCCCGUCGCUUCUCGCUAGGAGUCCCGACAAGAAGAAACCCCAGCCGUAGAUGCAGGCCAGAGGAAUGUUUCUACAAUGAAUUAGAAGACGCUGAGCCGGUUGUUUAUACGGAGAGUACUUUAAUUGUGAAGAUCAGAGGCCCAUUAACCAUGAAUCGAUUCAAGCGGCGACGGUCCACCGAUUCUUUCUCAAACUCCUCCGAGCCAGACAGCCCUCGAAAAACCAAACAACGAAGAAGAGCCCCGGUUCCUAGACCGCUUGUUGAAGUAACAGAAGCGGACUUAGUCCUCGUUGCCGAGAGAUUUGCAGAUAAGCGAUACGAUUCGAUCAAUGGAACAAGUUGUCACCAAUGCAGGCAGAAGACGGACGACCUCAAAACCACGUGCAAAAGUGAGAACUGUGUUGGAAUCCGAGGGCAGUUUUGCGGACCAUGUUUGAGAAAUCGCUACGGAGAGGACGCGAAAGAGGCCAUUAUGAAUCCGCAGUGGGUUUGUCCACCCUGUAGGGGUAUUUGCAACUGUAGUUUUUGCAUGAAGAAGCGGGGAAGACGCUGUACUGGGAUUCUGAUUCACCUCGCCAGGGAGAAAGGCUUUGAAGACGUGAAAGCCUUCCUUGGAGAUUAGGCUUACAUAUGAACGAUUUCGCACUUUAAUACGAUUUGAUAUAUCUAUUUUAACCAUAACUCUUUGCUUAGUUAAUAUGUAUUUUAAACUUACUGCAUACUAAAUUAUAGUUUUAUUAAAGUUUUAUAAAAUAAUAAAUUACCGUUUUAAACACA
This is a messenger RNA of Nematostella vectensis (starlet sea anemone), 1112 nucleotides long. Its product is annotated as cell division cycle-associated 7-like protein. The record is from RefSeq and is a predicted model, not a curated record. The transcript has a single exon. Gene Ontology annotation, biological process: regulation of DNA-templated transcription. NCBI's taxonomy places the organism in Eukaryota, Metazoa, Cnidaria, Anthozoa, Actiniaria, Edwardsiidae. Gene Ontology annotation, cellular component: nucleus. The coding region runs from base 16 to 957 and encodes 313 amino acids.